This is a messenger RNA of Trichoderma harzianum CBS 226.95, 1707 nucleotides long. RefSeq lists its product as hypothetical. The coding region runs from base 1 to 1707 and encodes 568 amino acids. NCBI's taxonomy places the organism in Eukaryota, Fungi, Ascomycota, Sordariomycetes, Hypocreales, Hypocreaceae. The transcript has 3 exons. The record is from RefSeq and is a predicted model, not a curated record.
AUGCCCUGCUUCAAGGGCAUUGCGGUGAGCAUCCAUGCCAACUCCGCUCCGCUCCCCGAAUACGGCAUCCAGAAGCAGUCGAGGCUGUCCCGCAUCAGCACCUACAUUCCGGUGCCGCAGCCAACCCUCAACUCGAGCAACAAGCCGGAACCCGCCAAAUUUGCCAUUUCCAUCACGCUCUUGACGCCCGGCCUCCCCAUCCCGUACUCGGCUCCCAAGGCGUCCGAGUCCAACCCCUACCCGAAGCCGCAAUUCGUCGGGGGUCUCCACUCUGGCUCUCAGAAUGCAGGCAAGGCUGCUGGAGCGGUCGCUCCCUACAUGCCCUUGACAAACUCGGAAAACGAAACGAUUGCCGCCUACAUUUAUUUUGAUGGGAGAGGCAAAGAAGAGGUGGCCACCCUGCUUCGACCAGGCGAGGAAACCUGGGUCAAUAGUCGCUGGGUGCAGGUCCCCGAUUCCGAGGGCGGCGGCCUAGCUGAGCGCGAAUUCCUCUUCCGAGAGGUUGGUCUUGAGCGCUGGCUUAAUGGCCUGGACCUCAAGGGCCACGAUGCUGCGGAAAAGCUCGAGAAGCGGCGUCAGAAAUUCGAGAGAAGGAGGCGGCGACAGGCCGCAGCUUUGGAGGGGAACUCUACCAUGGAUGCAGAUGGGCGCAAGGGAACUCUUCGAUAUGGCGAUGAGGCUUCCCCCAUCGAAGCAGUCUAUGACGAUUCUGACUCUUGGUCGGAUGAUGACGACGAACCCCCGGAGGCGACAGGUCAGAUUAAGGUGGCAAUGUUCCGCGUCCUGGCUUCAGGAGAGAUUAAGAAGGGGGAAUACUCACCUCAGUUUGACGCACACGACGGGGAUGAAGAAUACGAGAAUGGCAAUGGCAUCGACGCGGAUGUUGAGCAUACGACUAGUUUUGCCAAGCCCAAGACGCUUGAUCCUAAGACCAUCAGCACUCAAACAGUUACUGGAAUCGAUGGCCCAGACAAGCCUUAUGCUACCUUUACAUUUUUCUAUCGCGGUGAAAGACAACUGCAAAAGAUUGGCGUCCUUCAAUCGGCGAAGAAUAACCCUCAGGCUACUGCCAUCUCUGCCAAAAGGCGCUCGGGUCAGAUAGACUUCUCUAACAUAGGCCCUCUCAAAGCAGGCGGCACUGUUGGAUUCUCUGCCUUCCGAGAUCAAGAAGCCGAAGAGGCGCGACGAAGGAAGGCUAGGAAGAAGAGCAACGGCAACGUCGCCGAUGAUAGCGAUGACGAUGACGAAGAGAGCGCAAUCAUUGGCAAGAUGGAAGAAGUAGCCGACAAGGAAACCAAUUCCAAGCUAGCACCAGAGGAUGCAAAGUUCCAAGGCGAAUUAGCAGACGGUGUUAACCGUAUACACCUUAAGAGGGCACAUUCGGCCGAACCCGACGCAAAUUCCACCCCGGAAACCUCACAGCGCACCGACUCUCCGGCCGACCCAGGAUUGUUGGCCGGAUCAGCACCAAGCGCUUCUUCGAGCCUACAAGCCAAUUUCGAUUCUCUUGCCGCCGCAAUGGUUGGCAGUCCGCUUAAGAAAGCACGGCCAAGCGUCGACCAAGGCAAUGACGGGGAUAGAUUCUCUGCUACACAAAGCCUGAGUGCAGCUCUGGGCACUGCUGUUUCCACUAAAGCUGAAUCCCCAACCAAAGAAGGUGCUUCUACGUCAACACCAGAAAUCAGAAUAGAAGAGGAAGAGCUGUAG